Molecule: messenger RNA, 978 nt
Organism: Trichosurus vulpecula (common brushtail)
Lineage: Eukaryota; Metazoa; Chordata; Mammalia; Diprotodontia; Phalangeridae
Gene: DLX6
Product: distal-less homeobox 6
Exons: 3
Coding region: 1-978 (325 amino acids)
Biological process (GO): embryo development; regulation of transcription by RNA polymerase II; cell differentiation
Molecular function (GO): DNA-binding transcription factor activity, RNA polymerase II-specific; RNA polymerase II cis-regulatory region sequence-specific DNA binding
Source: RefSeq, a predicted model, not a curated record
AUGAUGACCAUGACCGCCAUGGCUGAGGGCUUGGACGCCCAGGACUCGUCCAAAUCGGCCUUCAUGGAGUUCGGGCAGCAGCAGCAGCAGCAGCAGCAGCAGCCCCCGCCACCGCAGGCGCCCCCGCAGGCGCCCCCGCCGCCGCAGCCGCAGCCCCCGCCGCCGCCGCCGCCGCCGCCGGUGCCCGGGCAGCCGCACUCGGCGGCACAGCAGCCGCCGAACUCUCCGGCCAUGGCGGGCGCCCACUACCCGUUGCACUGCCUGCAUUCGGCAGCGGCGGCGGCGGCGGCGGCGGCGGCCGCCGCGGGCUCCCACCAUCACCAUCACCACCACCACCACCACCAACACCACGGCGCGCCCUACUCGUCAGGGGCCGCCGGCGGCGGCGGCGGCGGCGGGGGCGGCGGGAGCGCCUACAGCCACCGCUCGCUGGCCGCCGCCUACCCGUAUAUGAGCCACUCGCAACACAGCCCCUACCUCCAGGCCUACCACAACAGCGGCUCGGCCGGCCCGACGCGGCCCGACGACCCAGAUCAACAGAAAACCACCGUCAUUGAAAACGGGGAGAUCCGGUUCAACGGCAAAGGAAAGAAAAUUCGGAAGCCUCGGACCAUUUACUCGAGCCUGCAGCUGCAGGCUCUAAACCAUCGCUUCCAGCAGACCCAGUACCUGGCGCUGCCCGAGCGAGCCGAGCUCGCAGCUUCCCUGGGCCUGACUCAAACGCAGGUGAAGAUCUGGUUUCAGAACAAACGCUCCAAGUUCAAGAAGUUGCUCAAACAGGGCAGCAAUCCGCACGAGAGCGAGCCCCUGGCGGGAUCGGCGGCUCUGUCUCCGCGCUCGCCGGCCCUGCCUCCUGUGUGGGACGUUUCUGCUUCAGCCAAGGGAGUCAAUAUGCCCCCCAGCAGCUACAUGCCGGGUUACUCUCCCUGGUACUCUUCCCCACAUCAAGACACCAUGCAGAGACCGCAGAUGAUGUGA